AUGUCGACUGAUAAGAUCACCUUCCUUGCCAACUGGCACGCCACCCCCUACCAUGCACCAUUGUACCUGGCGCAGGCCAAGGGCUACUUCAAGGACGAGGGCAUCAAGGUUGCUCUCCUCGAGCCCAACGACCCCAGCGAUGUCACCGAAAUCAUCGGCACCGGCAAGGUCGACCUCGGUUUCAAGGCCAUGAUUCACACUCUCGCCGCCAAGGCUCGUGACUUCCCCGUCGUCUCCAUCGGCAGUCUCCUCGACGAGCCCUUCACCGGCGUCGUGUACCUCAAGGACUCGGGCAUCACCACCGACUUCCGCUCCCUCAAGGGCAAGCGCAUCGGCUACGUUGGCGAGUUCGGCAAGAUCCAGAUCGACGAGCUGACGUCGCACUACGGCAUGUCGCCCGAGGACUACACCGCCGUGCGGUGCGGCAUGAACGUCUCCAAGGCCAUCAUCCGCGGCGACAUUGACGCCGGCAUCGGCCUGGAGAACGUCCAGAUGGUCGAGCUCGAGGAGUGGCUCGCCGGCCAGGGCCGCCCCAAGUCGGACGUGCAGAUGCUGCGCAUCGACGAGCUCGCCGAGCUCGGCUGCUGCUGCUUCUGCUCCAUCCUCUACAUUGGCAACGAGACGUUCAUCGCCGAGAACCCGGAGCGCGUGCGCGCCUUCAUGCGCGCCGUCAAGCGCGCGACCGACUACGUCCUCGCCGCGCCCGAGGCCGCGUGGGCCGAGUACGUCGACUUCAAGCCCGUCAUGGGCUCGGACCUCAACCGCAAAAUCUUUGAGCGCAGCUACGCCUACUUCUCCAAGGACCUGCAGAACGUGCGCCGCGACUGGGACAAGGUGACGCGCUACGGCAAGCGCCUCGGCGUGCUGAGCGAGAGCUUCGAGCCCAACUACACCAACGAGUUCCUCGGCUGGAAGCUCGAGGGCGAGUCGAGCGAUCCCACCGGCGACCAGAAGCGCAUGGUCGAGCUGCAAAAGGACGUGGCCUGCUGCGGCGGCUUCCGCCGGCUGCCCAUUGAGAUCGCUGCCGUCAAGGCCUAA
Verticillium nonalfalfae is the source of this 1038-nucleotide messenger RNA. RefSeq names its product glycylpeptide N-tetradecanoyltransferase. The coding region runs from base 1 to 1038 and encodes 345 amino acids. The record is from RefSeq and is a predicted model, not a curated record. NCBI's taxonomy places the organism in Eukaryota, Fungi, Ascomycota, Sordariomycetes, Glomerellales, Plectosphaerellaceae. Gene Ontology annotation, biological process: thiamine biosynthetic process. The transcript has 4 exons.